Messenger RNA from Lotus japonicus, 1174 nucleotides. RefSeq lists its product as uncharacterized. NCBI's taxonomy places the organism in Eukaryota, Viridiplantae, Streptophyta, Magnoliopsida, Fabales, Fabaceae. Bases 98 to 1174 code for a protein of 358 amino acids. The transcript is spliced from 3 exons. The record is from RefSeq and is a predicted model, not a curated record.
CACUUCUUGGGAUGCGUCGCAUAGUUUGACAUGUAAUCGACAUACUGAAAUAUUAGCAUCGUUUGAGCGCAGUAUUCACAGAAUUGAUCACAUUUUCAUGUGCCCAUUUUUCACAAAUAUUAGAGGAUUUGUGUCAAACAAAUGCCUGCAGCUCCUUGAUGCUGAACAUAUAAGAAUGAAGUCCUACGGCCGAUGCGAUUGCUUGUUGAGAGAGACUCAUGGACUGCCUUGCGGUUGUGAACUUGCAGGUUAUGAAAGAAUUCCAUAUGAGGCAAUUCAUCCAUUCUGGAAGAGACUGAGUUGGGAGCAUGUACCUGAACCUGUUGCAGAUACUAUCAGCAACCAUAUUUGCGGCAUGAACCAUGGAGAUAUGCAACCAGAAGUUGAGGCAUUGACACAUUAUUUCAGUUCUUUGGAUACUGGAGGGCAGAGUAUGGUAAGGAGGAAGCUUCAAGCUAUCUAUUGUCCUGAAAGUAGUUCACUUUGUACUCCUGAGGUUCAGAUAAGGUCCAAGCGCACUCUUAAGGCGAACGAAAGAAAACCACCCAAGGUUAAAGCAAUAGGAUCCUUGACUCGUGAUCCUUCAGGUUUUGAACAUGUUGAUAGGGAGAUCAAAGAGGCAAAGAAGGCUUCGCAACCACCAAAGAAGAAGAAGCGUGUGAAGAAGUCUGAUACAAGCUAUUUCAUGGGUCAUUUUCCAUCCUUUUUCCACCCAUAUAUACACACAGUUCAGAAUGUUGAGGAUGAUGGUAACUGUGGCUAUAGAGCCAUUGCUGCAUUACUGGGACUACCAUCAGGUGAGGAAGGUUGGUCAUGGGAAGAAAACCUUGCUGCCAAAGAUAAGGAGAUUGCCGAUCUGCGCGAGAGGCUGGCAGCCAAAGGUAAGUUACUUGCUGAGGCCCAGUCAGAUUUGGAAUCGAAAUGCAAACUUUUGGCCGAGAAGGAUGCCCAGGCCAUCGCCCUGGAAGAGCAGAUAAGGAGAGAAGCUGCUUUCGCGACAGCCAACGAACGUAUCUGCGGCUUCCUAAUUUGCAAAGCUAAGGUCAAGCACCUCCAUCCGAAUGUUGACAUUGAACCCCUGGGAGUUUUUAAGAAGGUCACACCCACCGGUCUGGUGGGUCGGGAAGAUCCGCCGGAAGUUGCUCUCGUUGACCUUGGAGACGCUGUGGAAUAA